AUGAGCCCUCUUGGAUCAAGUACACCGACGCCGCGUCGGUUUCUCCUGUCCAAGCGUAAUCAGCAACAGAGCACCGCGGGGUUCCAGUCCACGCCUCGAUUCCAGGCCCCGUCCUCCUCAGCACGAGCAGCAUCGGCCACGUCUGUGCAGCGUCCGCCGUCCACGGCCAGUGCAGUUCAUGACGUGCGAAACGUGGCACCUCUGAAGUUGGCGGUCCCCCAGGGUAAACAGCGAGGCGUGGAAGACGUCGACGAUGAAGACGAAGACGAUGAACGUGUCGAGGUGAGCUCUGUGGAGCAGAGUGAAAGGGAGGAGGAGGUGGUGGUGGAGGAAGAUGCCAUUGAGGCGUCGAGCUCUCCUCGGUCGCAUGUCGAUGAGCCUGACCACGCCGGGCUGCAAGACGAUGAUCUAGAUGGGAGCGAUCUAGAUGACGGCCACGACGACGACGGUGCCCCGUCCGACGCUGUCAGCGAGGCCGAGGACGGAGCAUUGUUGAGUUCUCCAUCCAUGGAACGAGACACCAAGCGGCGAAAGCUAUCCAUCACACCUCCUCCUGCUUUCAGCCCACCGUCGACACAGCAGCAGGAUGAAGCAACGAACGCCUUCUCAGACCUCAACGAGAACCAGGAACUCUCCUCGGAGGCUGAGUCAUCGUCCACCCCCGGCUCACCCUCCAGAAGAGACGCACAGCAGCCGACGUUUCGACGUGUCCCGCGCUUCAAGCCCCUUAACCUUGAUCUCACCACGCCGGUUCUCCCAGUCGCCUUCUCCCCUCAGAGGCGCGGCGCGAGGUACCUAACGGGUGGUCUCGCCGCCGAUGUCCAGUCCAUGCUGUCGGCGAUCAAGUCCGAGGACCAGAAGCACGCCUCCUCCUCCUCUUCUUCUUGCACCACGAUCCGAGUGGAGGAGGUGCGCGCGGGUCGAAGGAUGUACCUUGUGCGCGAUGGGCACGGCAGGAGAAUCGUGCUUGCGGGCGAGGGGAAGCUGACGGGUCUGGGCAGACGCGCGCCCGUUGCGCAGGGGAGCGUCGUGGACGUGGGACAGUUAAGCUGGAGUGUUGAUAUGGAGGGGAAGAGGUGGGAGGUGCACUGUGACUGGAGUAUGGUGGUCUAG
Emericellopsis cladophorae is the source of this 1113-nucleotide messenger RNA. RefSeq names its product Methionyl-tRNA formyltransferase. Lineage: Eukaryota; Fungi; Ascomycota; Sordariomycetes; Hypocreales; Bionectriaceae. The record is from RefSeq and is a predicted model, not a curated record. Bases 1 to 1113 code for a protein of 370 amino acids. The transcript has 2 exons.